Molecule: messenger RNA, 2044 nt
Organism: Pyrus x bretschneideri (Chinese white pear)
Lineage: Eukaryota; Viridiplantae; Streptophyta; Magnoliopsida; Rosales; Rosaceae
Exons: 5
Coding region: 223-1803 (526 amino acids)
Source: RefSeq, a predicted model, not a curated record
GAAAUCCCUGUUUCUUGCACUGAACGAGGUUGCACGCUUUCUCUCACACCUCUCCUCUCUCUCUCUCUUCUCUCUCUCUCUCUCUCUCUAACCCCCAGAUGUUAAGCUACAGCCUACAGUAUACCAACAAACAAAAUGAAGCCUAACGUCUAGUUUUCUUCAUUCCUUUCAUUUCCAAACCCAUAAGGAACACAAAGUUUGUGUCUUUUCUAAUCGACUGCAAUGUCAUCCUCCUCUGCAACUGCAUUAACAGCAACAAGAAGGCUAAAAUGGCAGUAUCCACCACCCCAACCAACCCCAAGAAUCCUCCACCUCCCGCGGAGGCCACGCCGGAGAGCUCCCAAGAGCGUCCAUGGUGGAAAACCCAAUUCAGGGGAGGCCAAGAAGGACCACAUGGGAAAGCUGGAGGCUCUGUUCGAUCAAGAGAGAGCGUUUUCGAGAACCCAUUUGCCGGUUGUGCUUCUUGAGUGUGGGGAUGGGGAGGAGAGAGAGAGGAGGAGAGAGAGGGUUAGAGAGGGGGAGGAUGAUGAUGGUGGUGGUGGAGUGGUGGAGGAGGAGAGGUGGAGGUUUCAGGCUGAGAUGUUGAGGGCGGAGUGUAAUUUGUUGAGGAUGGAGAAGGAGAUUGCUGUUAAGAAAAUGGAGAGGACCAAGGUUAAGAUGGAGAGGACUCUUAAAUCUGCUGUGCACACUCUUGUUUCCGGGCGAAAGAAGAUUUGUGACGGAAAGAAUAUUAGUAUCGUAUUGGAGGAAGAGAUUCAACACUUGGCAGAGAAACUAGAGAAGUUGCAAAGAAAUUUAGGAGUUAAGGAUUUGGAGGUUCGGAAGAACUCUGGUAAUUUUGAUAAACAAGCCUAUCUUCUCCAAAGACAGCUUCAGAAGUUUAAGAGGACAUCAGAUGAGAUAUGUGUGAAGGAGAUCCAAGAGAUGGCAGAAGCAAGCCUGUCGAUCAAAACAAGCUCUCGAGUAAAUGAGAACUCGGUUUCAAGUGGCAAAUGCAAUGUGGAGAUUCUGAGAAGGAAAAUGGAGGGAUUGUCGAAAGGGAUGUUAUUAGAGAAGAUGAAGGAAGAGUAUGGUUCAAUGCUGUCUACGGCCAAUAGUUCAGUUGCCAGUUCUGCCUCUUCUUCCCAGAGAAUUGAAGCCGCAAAUUUGUCCUCUUCCUUGGUACAACAAUUUCAUUGGGAGAAAGAGUCUCGUGAAGAGAACGUGUGCUCAGGACGUUGCAAGGCAAUAGUUCGAAGAAUUGUAGAGCAAGUACGAGUAGAGACAGAGCAAUGGUCUCAGAUGCAGGAGAUACUGGGGCAGGUGAGGGAGGAGAUGGUUGAAUUGCAGACUUCUCGGGACUUUUGGGAAGAUCGGGCUCUAGAUUCUGAUUAUCAGAUCCAAUCCUUACGCUCCGCUGUGCAUGAAUGGAGACAUAAAGCUGUUUCAGCUGUGAGCAAAACAAAGGAGUUACAAGCACAAGUGUCAAUGCUCCACGGAGAGCUUGACAGGUUGAGGAAUGAAGAAAGCACAAGAGUAAUGAGGGCCAACAGCUCGCCAUUUAUUCCCCGAAAUCCACAGAAUGAAAUGGAAAAGCGGGUACUGAUUUGUCAUUUGAAGGAAAAUCAGCUUACCAAAGAAGACAGCCGCAAGCAAAGGGUGGGUUUAACAGAUGGAAGAAAUAAACCAGACACAUGCACUAACAGAACAACUAUUGUGCCGAAGAGAUCACCAUUUCGAGACAUGGGAAACACCUCAUUUGCUGCCAGGCAGAACCCCAAAGCAAUCUUCCAUCUGCCUUGUCAUCCACCUUCCAAAACAUAGAAAAGUUUUGAGAUUCAGUACGUGGAUAAUCUUGGGAAUCUUCAUCUUCUGUAGGAAAAUCUUCCUCUUUUCUGACCAUGUUAACUGUACGGCACAUUGGAAGGUCUUUGUUCUAAUUUCAAUAGGAGAUCGAGCAUUACCAAUUCAAGAGGGUUGGUGGGUUGAAAUCCUGAGUUUCCAAUAUUUGUCGUGGAUUUCGACUUACUGAAUCAAUUACUUGCCAACAAAUAUGGUCACUUAU